Messenger RNA from Rhopalosiphum maidis (corn leaf aphid), 1617 nucleotides. RefSeq lists its product as uncharacterized. The record is from RefSeq and is a predicted model, not a curated record. The transcript has 6 exons. Lineage: Eukaryota; Metazoa; Arthropoda; Insecta; Hemiptera; Aphididae. Bases 1 to 1617 code for a protein of 538 amino acids.
AUGUCGAGUAUGGAAGAAUAUCUCAAAAUAGGUAAAAACACAACAUCUGAUAUACUUACUCAACAUUUCUUCUUAUACAUUUCGCAUAUAAAACGAGCAUUAGACAAUUUCAAUCAACGUAUGGAUAAAACAAUUGUUCAGGCUUGGAUUAAUAAACUAAUGGAAAACCCUCAUCCAAAUAAUUUUAAAGCAGUUAAACGUAAUAUGUAUUUAGCACAGUUACUAAUACAUUUAUAUGAUGGAAAGUUACGAGCUCCAUUUACAAGAAUGCCAUCUAAUAAACCCUUAGAGACCUUUGACGAAUUACCGUUAUACGGGGAGCCGGAUACUGCACUUGUGGAAUACAACGUAACUCCUGAAAUAUUUAACAGAGAACUACCGUUAGAUGAACUUAAUUAUAUUUCAUCGGAUGAACGGACAUAUAUAGCUGUUCAAAGUUUAGAUGACGGUUUUACAGUAUUCGGAUAUGUAGCAGUUACCAUUGGACAUGUAGGUACAGGUCCGCUGUGGUUGAAUUCCCGAGGAGAAUCGAUUAAAAGUCCAAUUCCUACUUAUCAAGAUUUACCAGUAAGUUCUCCUUUAACAGAGAACUCACAAGAAAUUGAGCUUGAUAUAAUGGACAAGCAGGCAAGUAAAGGCCUAGACAUUUUAGUAAAAGAAAUAUGGGAUGUUUUAUCUGGACGACAUACCCCAGACGUCAGGGAACGUGCUGGUGGCUUUUAUCGCACGCUAUAUACCACUAUCAAACAAGAAAUGCUUAAUGAACAAAAUAAUCUACACUGGACCAAAUGUCAAGAUCCUUUUGUUAAACGGCUGAUAUUUUUCUUGAUGGAAGAUUUAAUGGUUGACGGUAUGCGUGACACUACGGUGUUCCGUCGAUUUAAUCAAUUAUCGAUGUUAAAAAAACGAAUCAAAGCUAUUAUAGUUGAAAUUGAAACCAGACAACGGUUUUUUAAAGAAGUCAAAAAGUCAAUAACAAUGCCUAAAAUGCAAUUAUUUUUACAUCCAUCGAUUAAUAGUUCAAGCUUUGUAUCUGAAAUUAUAUUACAAGAAGCACUUAAAAUGGGCCCAACAACUAAGGAUUUUCUCUUAACACAGUAUCCUUCCUGUGUGGUAAAAAAAUUUAAGAUAAUGAUUGUUAAUGAAAAAAAACGCAUAAUACAGUUAAUCAAAAUGCGUUUAGAUAAUGUAACAAAUGAAAUGUAUAAAGAUUUUAAAGAUUCGAUAAGACAAGGUUUGCGUGAUUAUCAAGCGGCUCGAAAUGAAUGGCUUAGGGUUUGGCAAGUAAUCAGAGAAUACGAGGAAGUAUUAAAAAUUGAAGAUUUGAAGUUGACUGCAAAUUAUAAAAAUAUCAACGAUAAAUUUUUGGAAAUAAUAAAAAAUGAAAUUGAUAUAGCGAAAAGACGUUUUAAGAACACUAAAGAAAAAACCAACAAACUUGAAAAUGACAUUUAUUUACUAAAUAAAAAGAUACAUGAACGAAAUGAAAUACUUAUAUUGGAAAAAAUGCACCUAGAAGAACAAAAAAAAAUGUAUAAAGAUGAAAUAACCAAUGAAAACAUAGAAAUACAACUAAGAAUAGUUACCAUCGAUCAUUUGAAAACUAUUAUAAAUUGA